Messenger RNA from Aspergillus homomorphus CBS 101889, 2849 nucleotides. Its product is annotated as ABC transporter ATP-binding protein. Gene Ontology annotation, biological process: transmembrane transport. NCBI's taxonomy places the organism in Eukaryota, Fungi, Ascomycota, Eurotiomycetes, Eurotiales, Aspergillaceae. Bases 1 to 2460 code for a protein of 819 amino acids. The transcript has 2 exons. Gene Ontology annotation, cellular component: membrane. The record is from RefSeq and is a predicted model, not a curated record. Gene Ontology annotation, molecular function: ABC-type transporter activity; ATP binding; ATP hydrolysis activity.
AUGACACUCGCGGGAGCCGCGCAACUGCUGCACCUGGUGGCCACGGUGGUCACCUUGCUCUUCGUCUUCGGAUCUUUUCUCGUGCAUUACAAGUCAAAAACGCAUCUUAAAGCUUCAGUGCUACGGAAGACGGUUUUCCGAGUGAUACUGGUUCAGUGCAUAUCGGCAUCGUACAUCCCCGAGGCAAUCAUCCUCUUCCAACAGCGUCAUGGACCUGAACAACCUCCAGACCAUAUAUUCGCAGCUACCACACUGGCAUUGGCCUGGACAGUUACCUGCCUCCGCAGAGAGAUCCUCGUUUCAGAGGCGCUCGGUCUCAGCCUGAUCUCACUCCUCUUCGGCAUUCCUGGGUUGAUCCUCGAUGCACUGCAUCCAGGGCAGAUUGCAGCGCGCAAAUUGCUGCUUACCAUAGAGUCUGUCCGGGUGCUAUUUGUUGUCGGCGUGUUACUGGACUGUCUGUUUCGCUCACUGUCUCAACGGAAGACGUCUAAGCUGGAGGAAGAGGAGGAUCUGAUCCCCUGUCCAGAUGAAGCCAAUGGACAAUCCGCACCCAGUCAGGUCGCAUAUGGCACUAUCCCCUCGGCAUGCCAGUCGGCCGACGGCAGCGAAUCGGCCCUCCACGAAGAAGAUGACUGCGAUUCGGAUUCUUCCGACGAUGAAUCCGAAGACGAAGGCGCCCACACCAGUAACAUUCGUAAGACCGAUGGCUGGAUGGCAUACAUCCAGGACUUCAAGGUCUUCCUUCCAUUCCUCAUUUCACGGCGCGACUACAAGGUGCAAGCAUGCCUACUGGUGUGCAUCCUCUGUCUGGUCGCGGACCGCGUGCUAAACAUCGUGGUGCCCCGCCAGCUGGGCGUCAUCGCGGACAAGCUCUUCGCGCGGGAGCUACCGUACGCGGACCUGGGAAUCUACCUGGCGCUCAAUCUCCUGCAUAACCAAUCGGGGCUGGAAAUGAUCGUCUCGCUGGCGAAGAUCCCGCUCAAGCAGUUCUCGUACCGGCAGCUCACGAACGCGGCGUUCAACCACGUGCUGAACCUGGGGAUGGACUUCCACUCGGACCGCGACUCGGCCGAGGUGAUGAAGGCGCUGGAGCAGGGCGAGUCGCUGACCAACCUCCUGGAGGUGGCGAUGUUGUACAUCGCCCCGGCCAUCAUCGACAUGUUCGUCGCCUUCGUCUUCCUGUACCGCACCUUCAACUCCUCGGCGGCGCUGUGCAUGCUGGUCGCCACGCUGGCCUUCACGGCCGUCGAAGUGGUCACGGCCGACUGGAACGUGGGCAACCGCCGCCAACAGACCAAGGCCGAGCGCGCCGAGGCCCGCGUCAUGCACCAAGCCAUCCAGGGCUGGCCGACGGUGUUUCUGUUCAACAUGUUCCCGUACGAACGGGCGCGGUUCGCGCAGGCCCGCGACGCCUACACGACCGGCCUCACGGAGGCGUUCUUCCCCGUGACGUUCGCCAUCCUGGCCCUGGUGGUCGCGCGCGAAAUCCAAGCCGGACGCGCCUCGCCCGGCGACUUUGUAUUCCUGGUCCUCCUCUGGGAGCAGCUGAUCUGGCCGAUCAAGUACCUCUCGAAAGACUACCGAUGGCUGGUCUCCGAACUCGUAGGCGCGGAGCGACUGCUGGACCUCCUCCUCACGAAGCCCACGGUAACCGACAAGCCGGACGCAGAGGCCCUGGGGCCCGCGGUCUCAGGGACUGUCGCCUUCGAGCAAGUCAGUUUCUCGUACCCGCAGCAGCCCCGCGCCACGAUCCACGACAUCACGUACACCGCACCCGCCGGCUCAACCACCGCGCUGGUAGGCGCAACCGGCGCGGGCAAAUCCUCACUGACGAAGCUCCUACUCCGACAAUACGACGUCAGCGGGGGCCGCAUCACGAUCGACGGGCGGGACGUGCGGGAUAUCACGCAGGCGUCGCUGCGGGGGGCGGCGGUGUGCGCGGUGCCGCAGGCGCCGGUGCUGUUCAACGCGUCGAUCCUCGAGAACCUGCGCUACGCCAACCAGGCUGCGAGCGACGAGCAGGUGCACGCGGCGUGUCGCGCGGCCGCCAUCCACGACCGCAUUGUGUCGUUCCCGCGCGGCUACCACACGCGCGUCGGCGAGCAGGGCGUCAAGCUGUCUGGCGGCGAGGUGCAGCGGCUGGCGAUUGCGCGCGCGUUCUUGAGAGACGCGCCCGUGCUUGUGCUCGACGAGGCGACCAGCGCCGUUGACUCCGAAACCGAGGCUAAGAUCCAGGCUGCCCUUGCGCGGCUGACCACCAAGCGCACUACGUUUGUCAUUGCGCAUCGGCUCUCGACUGUUGUGCGCGCGGACCAGAUUCUUGUGUUGCAUGAGGGCCGGAUCGUGGAGCGGGGGACGCAUUCGGAGUUGUUGGCGAGGCGGGGCCGGUAUUAUAUGCUUUGGCAGACGCAGUUGGUUGAUGACUCUGAGGGGGGCAAGGUUGAUUUGCUCGAAGGUUGAAAGGAAGGGUCUGGGAAGCUGAAGGAAAGGGGGGUCCGGGGGUUCUCCCCCGGGACGAACGCUUUAUACUUGUCUUGAGAUUGAGGCGGACCAGGAAGUUGAAAGAAAAGGAAAGGGGGGUCCGGGGGUUCUCCCCCGGAACGCUGCAGUUGGAUUCCCUCUUGCGAAGAGUGGAUGAGCUGAAGUUAUUGCGGGUUGGUUGUAGCUCUUAGAUCUGAUAUUCUGUUUCAGCGUUUGGCGUUUGGGCAAAUGAUUCUUUGUUACGGACAUAGGUUUCGAUUUGAUAUUACGUUGGAAAAGCGCUUCGUGAUUAUAGAGUACGGUGGAGUCCCUCUUGCAUAUUAAGUUAUAGUGCGGAUCAUAAACCGUGCAUUCAAUCAAAAACAAGC